Temnothorax curvispinosus is the source of this 1369-nucleotide messenger RNA. Its product is annotated as leukocyte receptor cluster member 1 homolog. NCBI's taxonomy places the organism in Eukaryota, Metazoa, Arthropoda, Insecta, Hymenoptera, Formicidae. The transcript is spliced from 3 exons. The record is from RefSeq and is a predicted model, not a curated record. Bases 79 to 996 code for a protein of 305 amino acids.
UUUACAUUCGUUGAAUCCACCUGAAUCUUCAGCCUGACAAUCUGAUUUUAUUAUAUCGGGAAAUUAUUUUCGGCGAUAAUGAAUAUCUUACCAAAGAAAAGGUGGCAUGUACGAACGAAGGAGAACAUCGCUCGUGUGCGGAAAGACGAGGCAAAAGCUGCGGAGGAAGAGAGGAUUAGGAAAGAGCGAGCUCAGAAAGCGGAAACAGAAGCAAGAGUAGAUUUGUUGAGACAUCGAGCGAGAACCAAUUACGACGGCCGGGCGGAGACCGAGACCACCAGUACCAGCAAGAAGUUAGAACACGUCAACUUCUUUGCGGAGCUCGAAGAUGGAAAAAUUGAUUACAAUAGACCUAACGUGGAACACGAGAAGGAAAAGAAGGAAGAGAAAGAGAAAUAUGAGAAGCAGAUUGGAUAUUUGACGUAUCUAGGGCAAGAUACUAACGAAGCAACUGGGAAGAAAAAUUGGUAUGAGGAAUUACCAAAGAGAUUAACGGAUACUGAGAAAGAUGUAGAAUUAGAAACGAAAAAGAAAGCCUUGAACGAUCCAAUGGUUGAUAUAAGGAAGUAUCUCAAGAUCAUGCAUUCUAAAUCUGCCGAAGAUCAUGUAAAAGUAAAAACGGAGGCUGUUAAGAGAAAAUGUGAUUCUGAUGGUUCUCACUCCGAUCGUGAAAGUCACAGCACGCACAAAAAGUGUAAGGAUAAAAAACACAAGAAGAAAAAACAUAAACAUUCAGAGAAGAAAGAAGUUAGGAGCCAGACUAGUACAGAUGUAGAAAAAUUAAGAGCGGAGAGAUUACUCAGGGAGCAAAGUGAAAAGCUGAGAACUGAAGCACUAUUGGCCAAAGUGAGAGGUGAACCAGUGCCCGUCGUCGCACCGGAAACUCCUAAACCUACCAUAAAACAGAAAUACAACUCGCAAUUCUUCCCCGAAAUUGCUAGACAAAAUGCAGAGAGAACGCCCAAGUAUCCUAGACAUGGUAUAGCAAGCCCUUAAAAUACAUUAUUUCCUAUAUCUUAUCUCAAAAGAUUGUAAUUAUAAUCUUGUUUCUAUAUUAACAUGUAAUAAUAUAUAUAAUAUGUAUAGAAAAUUGUUAAAAUUUAUAUAUUGUAUAAACUGUUCAGAGAAGGCAACAGAAGGCUAUUUUGGUUUCCUAGAAGUCAUUUAUAAAAAGAAAUCUGAAAACAGAAAAAAGACCUCUAGACCUGUGUAAUUUUUUGAUAGACAACAAUCAUAGAACUCUUUUUAGAAUGAUCAACAUAGGAGGACCUCAUAUGCCUGAAGACAAAAAUAAGCUAUUACACUUGUACAAACAUCAUGAUGUAAAUUGUAAAUAAUUAAACAGCCUCGAGUUUUCGUAAAAGCUAGA